AACGAAAUGAAGGAGCGGGGAAGCCUUGUUGCUUUUUCUCAACGGCUGGGAGCGCUUCAGCGGCACCUUUCCAUCCAUGUCCCACCAAUCCUGCCCCGAGUCUCCAAAGGGAGCCUGCCACCUCAGCUUUAAGCAACUAAAUGAUUUUCUGGGGGAGGAUUUUUAAUCAGCGAGAUGAUGCUCGUUCUCCUGCUGGCAGCCUUUUCCGCUUCAAUCUCAAGCUCCUCCCUCUCCUCCCCGUCCAUGUCAGAUGGACUCCCAAUGGCAGACCCGUCUGCUCCGGACUUGAUGUCUGAGACAUGCAGCGCCUGCUCCUGCAUGUCAGUGGAAAACGUACUGUACGUCAAUUGUGAAAAGAUCACUGUAUAUCGACCGACACAACUCAUCCCUCCUGUGUCGUCAUUAUACCACCUCAACUUCCAAAAUAACUUCUUAGUUAUUCUCUACCCAAACUCGUUCCUCAACUUCACCCAUGCUGUGUCUCUGCAGCUGGGGAAUAAUCAGCUACAGAACAUUGAAGGUGGCGCGUUCAUGGGGAUGAGUGCUUUGAAACAGCUCCACCUAAACAACAACGAGUUAAAGGUGUUGCAAGCAGACACUUUUCAAGGAAUAGAAAACUUGGAGUACCUUCAAGCUGACUACAACUUAAUCAAGUAUAUUGAAAAGGGAUCAUUUAACAAACUGCACAGGUUAAAAGUGCUCAUUCUGAAUGAUAAUCUCAUACAGGCACUUCCUGACAACAUAUUUCGCUUUGCCUCCCUCACACACCUGGAUAUAAGAGGGAACAGGAUCCAGAAGCUUCCAUAUUUGGGAGUUCUGGAGCACAUCGGACGGAUUGUUGAGCUGCAGUUGGAUGAUAAUCCCUGGAAUUGUACCUGUGAUUUAGCACCUCUCAAGGCAUGGCUUGAAAACAUGCCCUAUAAUAUUUUUAUUGGAGAGGCCAUAUGUGAAACGCCAAGUGACUUGUAUGGAAGGCUUCUGAAAGAAACUAAUAAGCAGGAGCUUUGCCCCAUGGGUACAGGAAGUGACUUUGAUGUUAGAAUGCCACCUGCACUCCCUGAUACGGGUCAGUCAUCCCCCAAAAUAUCCCCGACCUCCGUGGGUGCCAUUCCCACAAAAUCGCCAAAAAACACAGACUCAUCUAAAAUUUACGGUAAUGGCAUUGUAGCCGGUUUACCCCCUUUUGGAAGAAAUAGUCAGAUUGUUUCCUUUCAGACACGGAGCCCUCCAACGUUAUGCCCACAGCCGUGCAGCUGUAAAACCCACCCUUCAGAUUUUGGCAUUACCGUCAGUUGUCAGGAAAGAAAUAUAGAAAAUCUAGCAGAACUUAUCCCUAAACCAGCAAAUGCCAAGAAACUUCACUUGAGUGGGAAUUACAUUCGUGACAUAAACCCGACUGAUUUCCGAGGAUUUGAAGGUUUAGAUUUGCUUCAUCUUGGCAGCAACCAAAUUGUCACCGUCCGGAAAGAUGUGUUUGCUAACCUCACUAAUCUAAGAAGACUAUAUCUGAAUGGAAACCAGCUCGAACAGUUACACCCUGAAAUGUUUUUGGGCCUCACAAAUCUACAAUACCUAUAUUUGGAAUACAAUGCCAUUAAAGAAGUUCUAGCGGGCACGUUUGACUCCAUGCCAAAUUUGCAACUCCUGUAUCUCAAUAAUAACGUGUUGCGGAGUCUUCCUGCCUAUGUGUUUGCAGGCGUCUCUUUAGCCAAACUUAAUUUGAAAAACAACCACUUCAUGACCCUGCCAGUCAGUGGUGUCCUGGACCAGCUGCGUUCUUUGACCCAAAUAGACCUAGAGGGAAACCCGUGGGAGUGUUCCUGCGAUUUGGUCGCUCUCAAACUAUGGUUAGACAAGCUAAGUGAUGGAGUGGCUGCUAAAGAGGUGAGAUGUGCCUCCCCAGUGCAAUUCUCCAAUAUUGAACUGCGCCUGUUGAAAAACGAGAUCCUGUGCCCAAAGCUGAUUGCUCGGCCACCUUUUAUUUUUACCAGCGCCACCCCGGUCUUGACUUCAGUUUCACCUGCAGGAGUUGGCAAAGCCCCGCCAGGAGGUCCUGUACCUCUCUCAAUCAUGAUCCUUAGUAUCCUUGUAGUGCUAAUACUUACAGUGUUUGUGGCCUUCUGCCUUUUAGUCUUUGUCCUAAGACGGACUAAAAAACCAGCUGGUCGUCAGGAACUGGGGAAUCAGGAGUGUGGCUCCAUGUCACUGCAGCUCCACCGGCAUGGCCACAAAUCAGGCAAAAAAGGUUCCAUUUCGGGAGAUGAAUUGGGAGGCGAAACAUUUAUCCCCCAAACCAUUGAACACAUUGGCAAGAGCCACACUUGUGGUAUUGGACGCUCAUCAGACAUGGACGCUGGGUUUAAGUUUGCUGACUCGCAAAGGCAGAAAAUUAUCCUUCGGAGCGCUGCUGACAAGGAUAGAGACGCACUCUCCACCUUGGAGCGCAACAAGCGCCUCAGUACAAUCGACGAACUCGAGGAAUUCCUACCAAAUCGAGAGCCCAGCAUGUUCAUCCAGAAUUUCCUGGACGGCAAGAGAGAUUUCAACAGCAUAGGAAUGGGUGCGUACGAAAUCCGCUACCCGGAGAAAACUUUGGAUCGAAAGAUGAAGAAAUCAUCACUGAUAGGUGGGAACCACAGUAAGAUUGUGGUGGAGCAAAGAAAAACCAGCUGUGCGUAUACACUCCCUCGCACACACACACAUUCAGCAAAAAAGUGCCUUCUGGAAAAUCGUAUUGACCAAUGCUUAGAUGGACAAAAUGGCUCCAUACUACAAAGCUUUUACUUGGAUCAGCAAGGAUACAUGUUACAGUGAAAGACAUUUGGAUCAUCCAUGCCAUAUGUAUGAAUCGUACCUAGAUACCACAAGACAGCCUACAAACAACCUGACAGUCUUAGUAUUUUUGCAGCUAUGGGAAUGGCAACUUUUUUUUUUUCAUUGUUAUUGCUGUUAUUAUUAUUUGGUUUUCUAACAAAUCAAAUGGUCUUGGAAACAAUGCUUGAGAAUAUACCUCGCAGGCUCCUUCCCUCAUUUUAUAACAGAAGGGUUGAAACAGAGAGAUGACGGCACCUCACGUCGUAAUCCUUGGCUCCGAAAUGUACAGGUAUCUGAUAUCACUACUUCUGGGCUAAGUUACAAAGAAUGACUCAAUGGAUUCUACAUUGCUUUUUUUUCACUUUGUAAGGAUAUUUGUUUGUUCUUAGGGAAGCUCUCUGGGGCCGCCUGCAGACUUGAUGCCAUUUUGUCAGGAUUAUACACUCGUGGCAGAUCACCUGCUCUAUGCUGAAAGGCUAAACGGCUCCUGUUUGGUGUUCAUGGGAAGGCAAUGUACUGAAAAACUCUUUUGAGAUUGAUUUCACGACUUGCUUUCUUUGUGUAAAGAGCCAUGUUAAUAUAUAGUGUAUUCUGAAUGGAGUUGUGUUUCCUCUUCAAGUUACUAUUUCAAAAUGUAUGUUUUUGGGUGAAACCGAAUCGGCAAUUACACUGUCACGAGAUGUUUCUUAAAAAUGAAAGCCCAAGGAUAAAAGAGUACAAAGCUGCUUGCCAUGUAAGCGUAACUUGGAAUUUAUUUUGUAAGUCUUACAUUAUUUGUAUCUGUGGGACUGGUUUGUAAAUUACACUGACAAAUAUCUGCAUAUGCGCACACACAUGCUGUAUUGCGGAGCAUCAUCAUGUAGAGAGUGCUCCCCAGAAAUGUCAAAGAGAUCAUUAAUAUGACUCAAUCAGUGAUAAUCCUCUCCCCUCUUGUCAGUUCUCAAUUCAUAGUAAAAGAAUUUAAAAAGAUAGUUAGUUUAUUUUUCUAUGCAGGGUUAUUUAAAGAGAUUAUGGUAUUAUUGAAAAAGGACGCUACCCUGAGAGGAACUAACUUUCAUCAGAGCUAAUAAAGGUCACAGGUAGACGUGACCGUUGAUUUGUUUCAAUGGUUUAUAAUUUGUUCUCUGAACAAGUUGACAUGAUGAACAAUUGUGAAAUGUGAUCUGUGUUGUUUUCGCACGACAAGCCUGGCGGAGUCUGUGAAGGCUCAAAUACGUUCCUAAUUCUUACAUCUCCCACAGCAUCUUGUAAAGGUUUCUUAUGAACUUAUGCAACCAAAAUAAAUGUGCAUUAAACUUAAUAAAGUUCCGGAUUGUUGAUAUGGGAAUGGUGACAUUCUAAAAAUGUGGGCUCUUAAGAUAAGGACAGAAUCAUAUCAUCGGACAACGUGCAAUAUUAGGAACUAGUCAAGUAGGAAAUGGCUUCAAAUCGUGUUUGUUUUUAUUAGUUUGAGGUAAUAUUGUUGAAAGAAAAGAUGCAGUUCAAAAUUAGCCUAAUUAACACUAUGCGGUUUUUAUUUAAAAGUAUUGUUAAGUUAAACUGAUGACAUUCAACUGUUUGUUGACAUUUCAAAUGAAUAGAAUGUAACUUAGAAAGAAUAAUAAAUAACAUUUUCUCUCAGUCAUAAAUUUCCUGUAUAAUGGUUAAUUUUCUCUUGUAUUAUCAUGUUAAUGUGAAGGUAUUAAAAUAAGCACCUC
Molecule: messenger RNA, 4511 nt
Organism: Phycodurus eques (leafy seadragon)
Lineage: Eukaryota; Metazoa; Chordata; Actinopteri; Syngnathiformes; Syngnathidae
Gene: slitrk4
Product: SLIT and NTRK-like family, member 4
Exons: 3
Coding region: 175-2814 (879 amino acids)
Biological process (GO): positive regulation of synapse assembly; axonogenesis; regulation of presynapse assembly
Cellular component (GO): glutamatergic synapse; membrane
Molecular function (GO): protein binding
Source: RefSeq, a predicted model, not a curated record